This is a messenger RNA of Myxocyprinus asiaticus (Chinese sucker), 2926 nucleotides long. RefSeq names its product Ras and Rab interactor-like (gene rinl). Gene Ontology annotation, biological process: vesicle-mediated transport. The coding region runs from base 182 to 1936 and encodes 584 amino acids. Gene Ontology annotation, molecular function: small GTPase binding; guanyl-nucleotide exchange factor activity. The transcript has 7 exons. The record is from RefSeq and is a predicted model, not a curated record. NCBI's taxonomy places the organism in Eukaryota, Metazoa, Chordata, Actinopteri, Cypriniformes, Catostomidae. Gene Ontology annotation, cellular component: endocytic vesicle; cytosol.
GACCAGUCUGUUCAGUUUCUCUGUAUGAGUCUGACUCACUAGUUGUCUUGUAUUCUUUCCUUCACAGCUGUUCAGCUGAAAGCAUCUCCUCUGGCGUUCCCGGCUCUCUUUCAGCUGCUGCAUUUCUACACUCUGAGCAGAAGCUUGGCUGUGUUCUUCUUCAGAUCCACAGAUCAGCAGUAUGACUCCGGGAACACCAGGCUUAGUAGAAAUGCCAAAAACUGUCAUGUGCACUAUACAGCUUACAGGGGCCAGUGGUGCACUGUGUUUCAUCAAUCCUUUGUACCUCCAUGAGCAUGGUGAUGAUUGGCUGACUCAUUCUUCAACCAGCCCACAUCUUGCCAAUCAUCCAGUCAGCUUGAGACAAGAGAGGCGAUUAAGCAGUACAAGAGCAUGGGAUGGGAGGGGACUAAAACAGAGGCCAACUUCCCUAGGGUCAUUUGAGAAGUGUCCAGUGUCUCUAGCUUCCCCAGGUGGAGUUGUGCUUCGCAGGGGAAGUGAUUCCAGCCAGCAAGACCCUCUCAAAAGGGCAAGUGUAUACUCCAUCCACAGUCCUCUUCCACAGUCACCACAUCGUGUGUCAUGGAUAGAGGACAAGAUAUGGCUGAAGGCACCACCUCCUACCUUUCAGCUUCACCCACCCUGCUUAGAGCUGGACUCCCUGUCAGUUAGUAGUAUAGACGAGGAGCCUGAACCAGCCAUAUGCCCUUUCCCAUCCCAACAUUCGCCCCGCCUCCCUUUGGCAGAUAAGGUGAAGAACCGACUCUCGGCAGUGGGUCAGGCUCUGGGCAGACUCAUAUCACCACAGCGACGACUGAGUAAACGUGUUCAGGAGAUGGCAGAACGUAAGGGUGGGGUUUUUGCAGAGGCCAUCAGGGGAUAUAUAGAGCAAACUCUUGCAGGUGGGACAACUCCUGGGGUGACCUGCACUGAGAUGCUACAGGAAGUGCGUUCAUCUCUAACUGCUCUAAGAGAAACCCUGUUCGAUUACCCAGAGAUCCAAAGCAUCACAGACAGCCUUGGAGACACAUCUGAUUUUGAACUGGAUGUUAUGUUGGAGGUCGCCCUACAUAAAGUAGCUCUGAAGCCAGUUUACGCUCAUCUGUACAUGUGUCUGAAGACAGCACACAGGGAUGAUGGCACUCUGCAGCGUUUAGAGGCCAACAUGAGCAUGCUGGAGAAGCGCAGCCUGGAGGAACUGGAAGGUGCAGCUGGUGCUGGGGUACCUGAUGCUGUCAUGAUGGAGAAGAUCCAGCAACACUGGACCAUGAUGCAUAAGACCUACUCACCUAGUAAAAAAGUUUACAUCCUGCUCAAAGUCUGCAAGAAUAUCUACCAUAGCAUGAAGGCUAAUUCUAAACCUGGUGUGGUUUUCGGGGCAGAUGACUUCCUGCCGUGCCUGACGUGGGUGUUGCUGCGUAGCGAUGUGGCUACACUACAGGUUGACAUUGACUACAUGAUGGAGCUGCUGGACCCCACACAACUACAAGGAGAGGGUGGGUACUACCUUACAUCUCUCUACGCUGCCCUUUUUUACAUCAGCAGUUUCAGGCCUCGUUUAGCGAAGCGGCAACUCAGUGCAGAAGCACAGAGGUCUCUCAGCCAGUGGCAUCGCAGACGUACUCUCCACUGCAACCAAUCAAGGCACGCCAAAAAUCGCAGAACCAUACGGAGGCAUGGGCCAGCAGAGGCAGACUGUGCCGAUUCACUGGAAGGGAAUUCUUUGCAUGAGAGCGCAGAUUCCAGCACACCAGUCACCUCUAGAGUGCAGGAAACACUGCUGGGUUUGGAGGAAGAGUUAGAGGUUGUAAAGGAGGAAAAAGCUGCCAGCUCAGAUGGGGAACAAAUACAGUUACUAGAGACGCUCUACCAUACCACACCUAAAACAGAGGAUGAUGGGAGAGGUGCUGGAGUGAGCUGGAAAAUGAAACCGUAAAUCCGGAGAGAAUUAACAAAUGUUAUCAAAGAACUUACCUCUGGACUUAAUUAUUGAGUUUUGCAUGGGCAAGCAUCACUCACAUUUUCUAGUCUUGCAUACUAAUAUUAAUGUUUUAAAACUGAUUUCAGAUCAUGCAUACAAAGGCACAGUACUCUGCCAUAAUUAGUGUGUACUAUACAGCCGCUGUCAUCUUCAUUGUGACCACUAGGGGGUACUGUUGUACAUGUUUUUUCAUUUAUUAAUUACCAAGAAUGUCAUUCCAAAAGUGUUCUAAUACUGUUGUUGUAGAUUUGUUUUGGAAUAUAUAUAUAUAUAUAUAUAUAUAUAUGUGUGUGUAUAUAUAUAUAUAUAUAUAUAUAUAUAUAUAUAUAUAUAUAUAUAUAUAUAUAUGUGUGUAUAUAUAUAUAUAUAUAUAUAUAUUCCAAAUGUCCACAGUGUAUUGUAAUUUAAAUGCUGGAGGUUUUUUUGUUUUUUUUUCCGCCAGGUGAAUAAAGAUGAAAAAAAGUUUUAAAGAAAUGUAUAUAUUUUGUAACUGAACUUUGGAGGGUGAAUAUAUAUUAUUGCAUUUUUUAUGAUAAAUAUUUUGUGCUAAUGUUUUCAAUUGAAAUAUUCAAAGCUUAAAGGGUUAUUUCACCCAAAAAAUGAAAAUUGUCUCAUUAACUCACCCUCAUUUCAGAUGUGUGUGAUUUUAGAAAAAUAUCUCAGCUCUGUAGGUCAGUUCAAUGAAUUUUCAUUUUUGGGUGAACUUUCCCUUUAAAUAUAUAACCAUAAGAAAUUGCAUACCCAAAAAAAUACAUGCACUGUAAUGUGUGUGUUUUUAUUGAACAGGUAGCACUAGCUUGCACUUUCUGUACACAUUAGUCAGCUUGGACUUGAUAUUAUCAUGUGAAAGAGAAAAAUAAGAGGAUUGCAUGUAAUUCACUUGCUUUCUUUACACUGCCUCUGAAUUUUUUCAAUUAAAUUUUUUACUCAUUGUUAUGCUGAUAA